This is a messenger RNA of Silurus meridionalis, 935 nucleotides long. It is a transcript of the gene igfbp6a, whose product is annotated as insulin-like growth factor binding protein 6a. Gene Ontology annotation, molecular function: fibronectin binding; insulin-like growth factor II binding; insulin-like growth factor I binding. The transcript has 4 exons. NCBI's taxonomy places the organism in Eukaryota, Metazoa, Chordata, Actinopteri, Siluriformes, Siluridae. The record is from RefSeq and is a predicted model, not a curated record. Bases 122 to 679 code for a protein of 185 amino acids. Gene Ontology annotation, cellular component: extracellular region. Gene Ontology annotation, biological process: regulation of insulin-like growth factor receptor signaling pathway.
UUUAAAAGCCGCUCAUGUUUGGAGCCUCAGCCAGCGACUCGGUCUGUCCUUAUCUUCCACUCCACUCCUCCUUCCACGAGUUCACUUCAGCGAUCCUCCUUACGCUUCACGUGGACGAGUCAUGGCUUCAUUGCGUGAUCUCCUGACGCUCCUGAUCACGGUUCAGCUCCACCUGUCCAGCACUUCCUCUCUCUCUCCUCACAGGAAGACUGGCGGCUCGGGGAGGCGUCAGGGGGCAGCGUCCCAAUCCCCAGAGGAGGGAACUUCAGCACUGGCACUAGGAGAAGUGUGCGGAGUGUACACUCCAGCAUGUGGACGUGGCCUUCGCUGCUUUCCUCCAGAAGGAGACCAAAGCCCACUGCAGUCUCUGCUUCAGGGGAAAGGAGCCUGCAGGAGCAUCAAGGUCAGCAUGCAGAAGACCACCACCACAGGGUCUCAGUCGCCGGUUACUGAAAGCCUGGAAAAGGGCCCUUGCCGGAAACUUCUAAUGUCACUGCUCCAGAAACUCGAGCUCACUGUGAUCCAGACGGACCAAGACAUUUACAUACCCAACUGUGACAAGAACGGGUUCUUCAAGAAGAAACAGUGUAUGUCGUCCCGUGGGAUGCAGCGUGGACACUGCUGGUGUGUGGAUGAGAAAGGAAACAGACUCCGAGGCAAAGACACGUGCAGCACCUGAAAGAAGAGAGAGAGAGAUCUGUUCAUCAGAAAUAAUCACCGUCCUUCACUUUCUUCUCCAUUUCUUUUUUAUUAUCACGAAACCGUCAGAUAUGAGGAGCGCCGUGAUUGAUAUGAGAUCCUGUUUCGCCGCCUAGUGGCCGAGCUGAGCACAACACUAAUAAUCAAUACAACGGUCGUGUAUUGUAUAGAAAUCUCUCUCUCUCUCUCUCUCUCUCUCACCCUCUCUCUCUCUCUCUCUCUCUCUCUCUCUCUCU